Molecule: messenger RNA, 1251 nt
Organism: Pediculus humanus corporis (human body louse)
Lineage: Eukaryota; Metazoa; Arthropoda; Insecta; Psocodea; Pediculidae
Product: heat shock protein 70 HSP70, putative
Exons: 4
Coding region: 1-1251 (416 amino acids)
Biological process (GO): outer dynein arm assembly; cilium movement; inner dynein arm assembly
Molecular function (GO): protein binding
Source: RefSeq, a predicted model, not a curated record
AUGCCUCUAAUUGUAAAGGAUUUUGUUUGGAAACAAACUGAGGAGUUAUUAACUAUAAGAGUUCCUCUUAAAGGAGUCUCCUCUUCUUCCGUAGAUAUUUUUACCUCAGAUAAUUAUGUUAAAGCAAGCUAUUCUCCUUUUCUUUUUGAAGUUUUUUUAUUUUCUAACAUUAAUGAAAAAACCAGUAAAUGUACAAUAUCGGACAAUGAAAUAAUAUUUGAACUGUAUAAAAUAAUACCCAAAAUGUGGGAAAAUUUAACUGCUGACAUAAGCAAACUUGAAAUGUUACAAAAAAGAAAAGAAAUAAUUGAAAAAAGUCAUGUAAAAACAGAAGAAGAUAGAAAAUUAAAAAAAGAAAAACUGUCUGCUCUGCAAAGAUUAUCUGUACAACAGCAAAUAGAUCAAGAUUCUAAAAUGAGACAAGUGAUAGAUGACAAAAGAAAUGCAGCAAGAGCAAAAGCAAUGAAUGAAUUAGAUGAUUGGGUAAUAAAUAAUAAAAUAGAAGAAAUAAACAAACCUUGCAAAGGACCAUUAGAUUUAGACAAAGUAAUUUUUAAUGAAACAGAUGCAGGAGUUGAAAUUGAUGUUGAAGAUGAUUCAAUCCAAAAAAAAGUUGUCGAACCUAUAAAGAAUGAAAUGAAAAGUACAAAUUUGAAAUCUAAAUCGAUUGAUGUUUUCCCAAUGCCCCUACCGAGAAAUCCUGGUACAAUAACGAUUAACUUUACUCAUAGAGAUUUUCCAACACCUAGCAGAGAAUCUCAGGCACCACAAGAAGAGGAAUGGUUAAAAAAACAAGUUGAAGCGAGACGAGCAACUGGGUUCGUUGCCGAAGAUCUUAGACCUGAGGAAUGUAAUCCGACUUGGUUAAAAGAUAAGGGAGACUCUUUUUACAAAGUUGGAAAUUAUUUGGGAGCAGUUAGCGCUUAUUCUCACGCCAUAAAAUUAGGAUCGAAAAUGUCUAGUUUGUAUGCUAACCGGGGUGCCGCUCAUUUAGGUUUGGGUAAUUUACACAAAGCUUUAGAUGAUUGUUCACAGGCUUUGGAUUUAAUGACUCCUCACGUUCCUGCAAAUUUAGAAGCAAGAGCUAAAUGUCACGCUCGAAGAGGAGCCAUACUUUGCCGGUUAGGUUUGCCGGAACCUGGUGUUGCUGAUUUUCAAGCUGCCGUUGGACUCAUGCCGAACGAUAUAAAAUUACAACAAGAUUUAGAACAUGCAAAAUCUUUAACAAAAAAUAAAUCAACCGAUGAUUGA